AUGGCAAACCCGUACGGAGGGUCAUACCGCAACGGCGACAGUAAUGGAUAUCCCGGCUCCUACGGCCGACAAGCGCGCCGGCCACCUCAACAACAGGAGGGCGACCACGAUCCCUUCGCCAACGACGGCUACAAGAGCGAGGGCUACACGAGCGACCGAUAUGCCACUCCUCCACAGCAGAUCAACGCAAGACGACCGCCGCCCCGGACCGGUGGAUAUGGCGGCCCUGGAGUAGCCGGCAGUAGCUAUGGAAGCUCUUCGGCCACGAGGUUGCAGCGGGCGCAAGAGUCGAGCGCUGAGCGCAGGAUAGCAGAAGUACUGGAACACGUCAAGGAGGACUGGCCGGCUCUGUGCGAACCCGACUGCAUACCUGCCUCGCUCGCCCUGCAGCUUCUUGACAACAGCUCGGUCGGCAGGGCCCACGAAUAUCCAAAGUUUCAAGAAAUGCAUCAAUACCUGCAAGACUCGUUGAAGGGAAUCGUGCACGAGCACCAUCAGGGGUUCAACAGCUCCAUCGGUACCUUCCACAAGAUCCAGGGCAGCAUACAGGCCUCGCAGAAGCGCGUGCGCACGCUGAAGGACUCGCUGGUCGCUUCCCGAGGCACUCUUGGCACAACUGAUCCUGAGCUCAAGAAGAUGUACAAGACCUCGCAGACGUACGACGAGGUGCUGCAGAUACUCAAUGAGCUGGAGGACCUCCGGACGGUGCCCGAUCAGUUGGAAGCACGGAUAUCCGAGAAGCGAUUUCUUACCGCUGUCGAAGUGCUACAAAAUGCUCUGCGCAAGCUAAGAAAGCCCGAAUUGGAUGACAUAGGAGCCCUGAGCGACUUGAGGAGCUAUCUUGCUAACCAGGAAACCGCUUUGAUGGAUAUCUUGGUCGAGGAGCUCCACGAGCAUCUAUACCUCAAAUCGCCCUACUGUCAAGAGCGGUGGCAAAGCCUGUCCAAAAACCAUCGUACCUUCAACAGCGCCGGCGAACAGGAUGCCAUCACUCCUUUCCAUUAUGUGCUGGACUCAAUAGAAACAAGCACCCCGCUGGCUGAGGAUCCCGCCAAAAAUCCCGAGGCUGAUACGUUUUGGUAUGUGCAGCUUUUGGUAGAGUCUCUGAACAGACUCGGACGGCUCGAAGGAGCCGUGGACACUCUGAAGCAGAGACUCCCCGUGGAACUAUUCUCGAUCGUGAACGAGACAAUCAAUGAGGUAGACCAAAGGCAUCCAAGCUCUCUGCGCGGCGGAUCCUCCAAUGCCGAGGGUCUGCACAUAUAUGGCAGCCGCGAAACCCAACUACGCGCUGAUGUCAUCUAUGACCUCCUUUGGAGCCUGUUUGGCAAAUUUGAGGCUAUUGCCGAAGGACACCGAAUCUUCCACGAAUCCAUCAAGGCACUCAUCAAGCGGGAGGGCGCUGGGAACAACAGCUCCUUGCUGGGUAGCUUCAAAGAGCUUUGGAAUCUCUAUCAGAAUGAGAUCCGCUCGCUAUUACACAAUUACGUAACUACUGACGCCGACGUUUACCAUUUCAACACUUCGCCAAAACUAGGCGGAAACACCAACGGUAACAAGAGCAUUGGCAGAGAAAACAUGUUCAAGUUCUCCGAAGCAGAUCCUAAAUCCGUCGAAAUAACAGCCGAAUACGAGGCACUAGAUGGCAUCAUCCAAGCCGCAGUGCCCGGCCUCACAUCUGGCUCUCGGAAAACGAAGGACUCGGACAAAAAGGCGGGGAGAGACCAGAGAAGAAAUGCGAACCUCGGAGCUUUUGAAAAUAGGCAGGGUCCCGGAUCAUAUAAGUCAUUGGUGGAGCCCAGUGUUUUCAAUAUGAGCCUCCUGUUGCCGCCGACAUUGGUAUUCCUACAGAGGCUUAAGAUCAUCGUGCCACCGGGUUCAGAUUUGGCGGCAAGCGCUUUGACAUCGUUCCUCGAUAACUUCUUGGUCAAUGUCUUCCAGCCGCAGCUAGACGAGACUUUGGCCAAGCUUGCCGAUAACAUCUUUGCGGAAGCAAAUACAUUCCAGCAGGAUCCCGACUGGAGCGCCGUAUCUCGAAGACCUAUCUUCAGAGGAACGACACAGUUCUUCACCGUCGUCACAGCCUUCUGUCAAAUGCUCGGAACGAUUCCUCACGAUCAAGCGCUGAGUUCGCUGAUCCUCUCGCAGAUGAACCGAUACUACGAGCGCUGCUUGACAUGGUUCAGAUCACUGGUGGCGAAGGCUCAGGAGGUGGCUACCGCUGCUCAGGAACUGCGCUUCUCCGCCGAGCUUGCCACCACCGAUGGGGAUCUUCAAGAGACCAUCAAGAAGCUUUGGACUUCGGAAACACCCGACCAUGAGUUGAUCGAGAAAGAGGUCGCCCUUUUGAUUAUGCAAACAAACGAGCGACCUCUGGGCCCCAGCGACAUUAUUCAGGAUCGUGAUGUCAUAUCAUCACUUUGCCUCUUGUAUACAAGCAUGAAGUGGCUUACCGUCAAGGUCACGACCUUGAGACACAUUACACGGUCCGAAACCGAUUCUUCACGACCAACUCUGCCCAAAGACCAGAACCGGCGGUGGACUCUACUCAAUGAUCCAAGCAAGGCGGGUGGCGAGCAGAACGGGCCUGUGUAUCUACCAAUGACACAGGAAACAGUACAGUCUUUCGACAGCAUAGUAUCGUCUUAUGAAGAACUCGCCGGCACUGUGCUCCUGACUCUGCACGCGGAGAUUCGCUGCCGUACAAUUCACUCACUUGCGGCGACCUUGUCGCCCUCGACAGCGCCGUAUGUGCUACCUCUCGACCAAGAAAUCAAAGAGCCCGACCAGACCAUCCUAUCCCUCAACACCGAGCUUGUCGCCUACGACGAGACCGUGGUACGCUUCCUCCGGGCGCACGAGAUCAGCUUUAUCCGCACGGGUCUGGGACUUCUCGUCGACAGCUACCUGGUCGGAAACGCGCUGCAGACCCAGCCCAUGAACGCGAGCGGCUGCAACCGCAUGAAGCUGAACAUCCUGGUCCUCCAGCAGAACCUCAAGAACAUCGAGGCCGGCAUCGACCUCGCCCGCGCCGCCAACUACUACUCCCUCUUCGAGGCCGGGCCGGACGGCAUCGUGGCCAAGGCCAAGGCGGACAACGAGAAGGACCGCGACGCGGUGCCCGGCGAGGAGAGGUUCAGCUACGACGAGCUCAAGGCCCUCGUCGAGCUCUGCUACAGCGAGCAGCUCGCCAACCCGGAGAGGGGCAUCGCCGCCGCCGCCAAGAGGCAGAUGGGGGAGAAGAAUCUCGCGCUGAGCGAGUACUUGUGGCAGAGCUAG
Truncatella angustata is the source of this 3279-nucleotide messenger RNA. Its product is annotated as Sec8 exocyst complex component-specific domain-containing protein. The coding region runs from base 1 to 3279 and encodes 1092 amino acids. NCBI's taxonomy places the organism in Eukaryota, Fungi, Ascomycota, Sordariomycetes, Amphisphaeriales, Sporocadaceae. Gene Ontology annotation, biological process: Golgi to plasma membrane transport; exocytosis. Gene Ontology annotation, cellular component: exocyst. The record is from RefSeq and is a predicted model, not a curated record. The transcript is spliced from 2 exons.